Messenger RNA from Quercus lobata, 1608 nucleotides. Its product is annotated as zinc finger BED domain-containing protein RICESLEEPER 2-like. Gene Ontology annotation, molecular function: protein dimerization activity. NCBI's taxonomy places the organism in Eukaryota, Viridiplantae, Streptophyta, Magnoliopsida, Fagales, Fagaceae. The transcript has 4 exons. The record is from RefSeq and is a predicted model, not a curated record. Bases 1 to 1608 code for a protein of 535 amino acids.
AUGGUGGAUGGAACUAUGAGUUUGAAUACUUACCAAUUUGAUCAAGUUAGAGUGAGGAAUAAGCUUGCUCGUAUGGUCAUCCUACAUGAAUAUCCCCUUUCAAUGGUUGACCAUAUUGGGUUUAAAGAAUUUGUGGCUGAUCUUCAACCUAUGUUUAAACUUGUCACAAGAAAUACUUUGAAGAGUGACAUUCUUAAAAUCUAUGAUAAUAAGAGGCAGAAAGCUUUGAAGAUGACGGACAAGAAUGGAAGUAGGAUGAUAAUUACAACUAAUAUGUGGACUUCAAGUAACAAAAAGAGAGGGUUUAUGGUCAUUACCGCUCAUUUUAUUGAUCAUACUUGGACGUUGCAAAGCCGGGUUUUAAGGUUUGGUUAUGUUCCUUCUCCACACACGAAAGAUGUCAUUGCUGAAGUCCUUGUUGAUUGUUUUUUAGAGUGGAACAUUGAUAGGAAGUUGUUCACAAUAACUGUUGAUAAUUGUAGUACUAAUGAUGCCAUGAUAAAACUUCUCUUGAAUAAGCUUGAUACUAGUUCUCUUAUGUUGGGUGGGUCAAUGUUGCAUAUGAGGUGUGCUGCACAUAUUUUGAAUUUGAUUGUUCAAGAUGGGUUGUCUCUUAUUGGUGAUGGUAUUGAAAGGAUUAGUGAUAGUGUGAUUUAUUGGACUGGACCACCAAAAAGGAGGCAGAAAUUUGAAGAAAAUGCACUUCAAUUGCGUGUUCAAUGCACCAAAGAGUUAGUCUUAGAUUGUAAAACUCGUUGGAAUUCAACUUACUUAAUGCUUUCUACUACAUUGAUUUAUAAAGAUGUUUUCUCACGUUUGGCUAAACGUGAAAUAUCUUAUACUUGUUUACCAUAUGAUUAUAAUUGGGAGUUAGCCAAAGAUAUUUGUGGGAGGUUGGAGUUGUUUCAUAAUGUGACUGAGUUUUUCUCUGGUCGUAAGUACCCCACAACUAUAUAUCCAAGAUAUAAGAUGAAGUUAUUAGAAUUUUAUUAUCCUAACAUUUAUGGUGAUAAUUCUGAUUUGGAGAUUGAAAAAAUUAAGAAUCUUUGUUAUGAUUUUCUUGAUGAGUAUGGAGAUAUAAAUGAGUCCUCUGUAGAUAAUGAAGAAAGUUCUCAUAUUCCUGCAAGUACUUCAAGCCCUGUGGCACAAAUGAAGUUUAGGUUGAGUAGGGCAAUGUCAUCUUUUGAUUUAUUUGUGAACAAUAGUUCAAGUAGUUCAAAGAAACAUGGGAGUGCUAGAAUGGAAUUUGAUCAUUUCAUUGAUGAGGGAGUGUUGAAGAGGAGUGAAAAUUUUGAUAUUUUGAGAUGGUGGAAAAGUAAUGGUCUCAAGUAUCCUACUUUACAAAGGAUUGCAAGAGAUAUUUUAGCCAUUCCUGUCACAACUAUUGCUUCAGAAUCUGCCUUUAGCACUAGUGGGAGACUUUUAAGUACACACCGUAGUAGGCUACAUCCCAAGAGUAUAGAGGCAAUGAUGUGUGCUCAGAAUUGGUUAUGGAGUGAAAUCAACGGUUCUUUAACUAUGUCUAGAGAUUGUACACUUCAAUCAAUUCUUAAUGAUGGGGAGCCUAAUGAAGAGGAUGGGAGUUUUGUCACAAUUGUGGAUGAUUAG